Molecule: messenger RNA, 6985 nt
Organism: Brassica rapa (field mustard)
Lineage: Eukaryota; Viridiplantae; Streptophyta; Magnoliopsida; Brassicales; Brassicaceae
Product: E3 ubiquitin-protein ligase AIRP1
Cellular component (GO): cytosol
Molecular function (GO): ubiquitin-protein transferase activity
Source: RefSeq, a predicted model, not a curated record
GUGGUUUAAUAAAAAGCUUAUUAUAUAUUUAGAUGAACCAACAUAUUUCUCUAAGGAUUCUAAGAAUCAUUCUAGUGAUGACACGUGGCUACAAAAAAAUGUUGCAAUGCUUCUCAAAUAAUAUAUAGGGGAUAUAUAUAUAUUUGUUGUUAAUAACCAGCUUGCAAAAUUAUCCCUUCAAAUCAGCUUCACAUGUAAAAUGGUAUAACAAUAAACCAUUGUGCUUCUUUUAUUUUCUUUGGAUUAAGGAUUCGGUUUUGUCUAAUAACCAGUUUUUUGGCUACGGUCGUAACGUUUUAUCGAUUAACACCACCAUAUUUUUCCUCUCGGGACAUUAAAGAUAAUUUUUUUAGAGUUCCAAAAAAAGGAGUAGUAACUAAGAUCGUUGUUCAAUUUUAACAAAAUUAUUUAUUUUGGUAAAAUACAAUCUAAUAAUCUUUUUGUUUUGUUAUUUUGAACAGUGUGCUCGCCAAGAAGACAUCAACCUUAAUACUAAAACCAAAAAAACAAGAAGACUUCAACUGAUUAUUUUAAAAAUAUAAAAUAGUUUGAGACGCCCCUCCGUACACUUUCCUUAAACUCUUUCCUUUUGAACCCCAGGCUAAAGUGUUCGAUACGCCCCUCCGUACACUGUUACAUACCCGUUUUCGAUUUUGUAGCACUUAUAUUAUCCUUGGUUACCUUCUUAUCUUUCCUUUUUUCCCCAAAAAUUUAUAUUCUCAUAUUUUAUUUUGGCUAUUUGUAAAGACUUUGCUCCAAUAUUUUCUUUAAUGUCUCCUAAGACCAAAAAGAUGGUUAUUUGUUUUUCUAGUUCAAUUCUUGCAACUGAAAUUAAAUCAUUUUCACUUUCUGUUCAAAAUUUAUAUAUGAUAACAUUUAAAUGUAUAGUUCAUACACAGAGGUGUGCCUGCAGUAUAUUGAAAAAGACAUUCGCUUUAGGCCUCGAUUAAUAUGAGCUUUUUUAAGGCCCCAAAAUUUAAAAUAAUUUAUAAUCUAAUGGUUUAGAUUUAUUUUUUAAAAACCAUUUUCACAUAGUAGACUAACUAACCUUCUGAAUUCAUGUAUUUUUUCCUAUAUGACAUAAUAUAGCAUAAACUUAUUUUUUUUAUUAGAUUUGUGUAUUUGGUAAAAGCGAUAUAUCAUAUUGCAAAAUUGUUUUCAUGAUAAUUGUAAUAAGUUUAUUUUUAAAAUUUGCCUACUCUUCGCAUGGCACUGUUCAUACACACGGUAAUAUACCUUUUCAUACAUUUAUAUUGAGGCAAGUUUCCUACUGAAGUUUUGAGAAUAAUAUGUUAAAUACUGUAUCUAAUUAUAUUCUUUAGCGGUAUUAUACUUUUCAAACACAAACUUGAUCAAAACUAAUGUGAAACUAUGGUCCGGGAAAAAUAUUUAUUAAGACCAUCAAUAAAGGAUAUGUAUAAUUAUCCAUGCAUAUAUCGGACAUGAGUGUUAAUAUCAAACCAAUUUGUUUUUUUUUUAACAAUCUGUUACAUAUAAAGGAAAAUUAAUAUAAUAAUAGAAAACUAAUAUAAUAAAAGUCUUUGGUUAUUUCUUUACGCAAUGAGAUUUUCUUUAGAAAGGGCACUAUAUGAUAAUAAAAAUUAUAGAUCUGCUAUUUACACUUUUCAGUGGAUGUGAAUUCUCCACAUUUUAAAUGUUUAAAACUCAGUUUGAAACUUGGUUACAUAUAUUCUCAGUGGACGGAGAAGUAAAACACACAUAUAUCCAUCUCGCCAAUUGGAUUUGGAAUAUAAAUUGGCGCAACUGACUCACUGGAAGAGUGAAGAAGCGAGAAUGUUUCAAGUGUCACGAUCUAUUUAAAAAAGAAAAAAAAAAGACAUUUCGGACCAGAAUCUAAGACCAGUCGGCCAAACUGUGGUUUUUAUUAACAUGCGACACUUACGCUUAAAAAUAGAGUAACAAUCUAUUCGUGGAUAGUGAAGCUCGUCAUAUACGUUCACAUGAGGUCUAAUUUUUGAGUUAAUUAGGACAUAAUGUAUAUGGGAAACUAUUUAUAGUGCAAAAAGAGAGUGUAAAAAGAGGGAAUUAGCUGUUCCCAUGUGAGUUCACUGAGUUGUACAGAAGAGAUUGUUGUUCCCGGAACGUCCGACGGAUGCAGAUAAUAUGGGGAAAGUAACUAACUCUCUUUCGGCUUGGAUUCUUCGAUGGAGGAUUUCGGUCACUCAUCUUUCUUGGUGUUUAAGGAGAAAGAAACUCUCUUUGAAAAGAGACUCUCACGCGCUAAAUUUUGAUCUAGCUAUCUCUGCUACCAUAUAAUCUUAGGAUCGAUUGAUUUAUUGCGUGACCAUAAGGUCUACAUUAUUAUACCGGGUUGUUUCUCCUUAAAGAGCUCUGGAGGACUAGCCUUGAAAUUUAACAGCUCGUCUCUACAAGUAGACGCCGUUGCAAGCGUAGAGCCAAUGUUAAUGUUAAAGGUGUGGCUGCCAAAGUUGGACAACUUAUGAGGAUUUAUUUAGGUCGACAGUCGACUGACUUGUUCUUUUUUCGUGAAACGAAUUAAAUCUUUGCUAAAUAUUCACAUUCACGGAUUUUGUUUUAUUUUCUUUCCUUUGUUGCCGUAGUACUAGUUGCUAAAUAGGUAAUGUGCCAUAAUUAAAUAAUUCUGCUAGCAAAAUUUGCAAAUUUACAUUUAUUUUAAAGGAAGUAAAACAACACAAAUAUGGAAAGUAUCACACCAAAUUCUGCUAUCGAACGUUGACUUUAAAAAGACCCGGUCCAAAUCGUAAUAUUCGACCCGGUUCAAUGUUCAAACCACCGGUUUGGGUCGGUCUAGAAUUUAAUUAAAAUCAGUCAAAAUCUUUUGGUGAAUUCGUUGACGUGAGAUUUUGACCGUCGGAGGUUGGCAGCACUCCGAGUCCGAUUCGUCGUCUCAGGGCUGGCGACUAUAUGAAUUUCCGGUGUGAACGUGAGUUCUCUCUCUAUAUGGAGCUCAUGUGUUGAACUAAGUAUUUUAUUUAAUCUUGGAAAUUUACAUGAAUAUGACCCGGUUCAACGAUAUUUGUCCGGAGUUGCGAACCGGUUCUACAAUCUCUAAUUUACGGUUACGCGUUUGUAGCUGGCUUCAACAUUCAAUAGGCCCCAGUUGGAAUGAAAAUGAGUUUAAGAAAGAAGAGAUAGUUCGCUAAUAUAGGUUGGAUUUAGGGGUAUGUACGCGAAUUUUCUUGUUGAUUUGAUUUACUUCUGUGAUGGUGACUUCUUAUACUGAUAACUGAUAAGCAAAAUGUUAUUUAGUAUUGAGUUAUUAACAUAAAUAGACACUUUCUAUCUUUUUAUUACACAAUCAGACACAUUCAACUACUGAGGUAGUUUGUGGAAGUAAAAUGACAGCACUAACCCCUAACGACAUUCACCUUUUGUGGUGUGUGAAAAAAGAUUUAAUUAGUUUAAAAUAUUUCAAAGGCACAAUAUCUUUUUCUUUCUUUUAUUUACAGCCAUACCUUUUUUAUUAAUAAAAUUGUUUUUUUUUCUUUUUCAUCACCUUCUUCCUCUCUCUCUCUGUGUCGAUAAAAUGGUUUUGAUGGUGGGGUUUUUCUGCAAAGUCUUGAUUCGUUGACUCUAACUUAUUCUUCUCCACCUCUACCUUCAACCUCCACAAGAAUAACCACAAGAGAAAGAUCAUAAAAACGAGUUGUAACCAUAAGUACAAAUGAAGGCAAAGGAAAAGUGGCUAAGAAAUCCGAUGUAUCUCCACCUCCUGCUCAAUCUCCGUCUCAGCCACAGUUGAAGCUAGAUGAUGUAAAUCCGGAGAGAUUGGAACUAAGUUGACGGCAGCUUGGCGAGGUAAGAUUAUCCAUGUGUACGCCUCCUAUAAGUUGUCCAUGUGUACGCCUUGUGUAAAUUGUCCAUGUGGACGUCUCAGUUGUCCAUAUGAACGAUAUUUGGUGGGAAUGCCUUGCUACUAAGUAAUAUUCUUAUGGUUUUUUUUAUUAUGAAAGCCAUGUAUAAAAAAUAUCAAAUGUUGUAUUGCCCAUACAUAUAAUCUUGAACACUUGAUUGGUAUUUUGACUGAGGUGAGCUUAAGAAAUCAGAAUCAGUUGUAAGCACUCCACUCUAUAAACGAUUCCCAUACAUCACUCACAUACUUUACAAAUUUUUCUCAUCUGUUAACUCACAUACUUUGCAAACUCCAACCUUUUUUUCAUCAGAACCUCUCACAUUUCAAAUACAUAUGAGCAUAUGGCCAUCAUUACCAAAACCUUCUGAAAACCAAACCUUUUGCGUUAUUUUUGUUAUUUCCAGUUUUCUUUGGUUUUCUUUAGUCUCAGCACUCUGUCGUGUAUGUCUUUGCUGUUAAUUUUGUCUACGUCUCCGUUGUUGUCUAUGGUCGAUGUCGCAUGUCUCCACUGUGGUAUGUCUUCGCCAUCAUCUACAUCUCUACAGUCAUUGAUACAGCUUCUGUCAAUGUCACCGCGCUUUCAUCUACAUAUUCACCGUGCUUUGCCCUCAUCUACGUCUACACCGUCAUCUACGAUAUAGCUGCUGUCUUCAUCACUGAGCUUUGCCAUCAUCUACGUCUUCACCGUCAUCUAUGUUUUUGUUGUCAUCGAUCCAAUAGCUUGAUGUAUCUUAAAUUAUAGAUUAAACAACAUAGAUAAAUGAUUUAAGAUAAGCUCUCUGGACAAAUGAUUUUGGAGAAAAAGAUUUUGAUUUAGAAAAAAAAUAGAGUUUUGAAGAAAGAAGAUGAAGAAGAAAGAUAAUGAAGAAGAAAGAUAAAAUUGUAUUUCCCAAUCUACCAACGUGUUUUGACUUUUUUAGUUAGGAUAGAACUAAAUUGAAUAAACAGUAAAUAAAUAAAGGAAGAGAAAGGAUAUGUUGGAAAUUUGUAUGCUCAAUAUGUAUCGAUCAGUGUGAAAAACUACCUCAGGAGUUAAAAGUGUCUGAUAGUGUAAUAAAAAGAUUCACUGUAAUUGUUUCUUUAGUAUUUUUUUGUGACCGACAUGUAAUCAAAAAGUUCACCAAGUGGAAACGAAAGACAUUCCUACACGUAAACUACUUGUAAUGUUUGAAAAUUCGGUAUUUUCUUCACAACAUAUAUGCACAGAUGGAUGCAUAUAGACAAUGUGCUCGUUAUGCCGACGUUGAGUUAGUAUGAAUCAUUGUUCUUAUGUAACAUACGGCUAUAAGCUUCCUGAUAUUGUUGAUAUGAUGAGUGAAGAAGAUUCAGAGACCUACAUAAGGUCAAAUACAAGGCUCAUAUUAGCAAAAUCUAAUACAAAAACCAAAUAAAAUUGAAUCCGUAAACAUGAGGACAGUGUAGUAGCGUGACAUGGAAGUAAUGCCACCGAAUAUAAGGGUUUAGUCAGGCGCUUUGUAUUAAAAGAAUAAGCAGCUUCCGUAACCGAGCGUGUUUGCUAUAUAGUGGUUAGGAUUGUUUUAUACUCACGAUAAGAUAUUGACCAAAUUGUUUUUAUCUUAUUUUGUAAUUUGUUUUGAUAAACUUUACAUUAAAUCUUUAAAUAUAUGAACGUAAUAUCUAGAUUAUCGACAGCUCGGUUUCAUGUAUUAUUUCUUCGGUAUCAAUAAUUAGGUUACUAAUUCUUAUACUAGCGUACAGUUGGGAUUUUAUAUUUUCUUUCAUUUUAUAUCAAAAGAUUUUUUUACUAAUUGAAUAAAAUAUUUACUGGCCCCACCAAGAUAUUAUAUUAAUUUCUCUAUAGAUAAUGUUUUAAAUCUAGUGAUUUCAUAUCCAACAUUUUUAAUGUGUUAAAAUAUUUGCUGAUUUAUUAAUCUAAUUUUUUUCAAUUGAUUUAAGUAACACUAAUUAAUAUUAAGAAUAAACUAGGAGCGUGAAUAGGCAAUAAAAUGUCUCAUAAAUCCGGAGGCUUUUUCAUGUUUUUUGUCAAAGAAGUAAAAAAAAAGACGAGUUUCCUUGUACGAUAUGGUUUGUGAUUUUUUAUGAAUAUAAAUACAAAAAGUUUGAUUAACAACCAAAAAUAACCAUUAAAAAUUAACGUGGUUUUGAUUUUCAUCUCUUUGAUAAAGUCGCCUGCCUUGGCAGCCCAGUGUUUCUUCUUCUUCUUCUUUCGAGCUUUUUCUGAAAAUUCUCCCUAUUUUUUCUUGUUCAACACAAAGCCUCAAGAGCUUCCCAGGCAGGAGGAUCCUAUCAAAAGUAAGGACCUUUAAGGUAAAGAUCGAAGCUUUUUUGCUGUGUUUCUGGUCUUAGGAACUCACUGAUAUUCGAAUAGUCGAAAACUUGGUAUAACCAUCCAAAGAAUGGGUUGCUGCUGCUGUUGUUUCCCGAUUCUACCCGAAAGCUCAAGAACUAUAGAUGAGCAUGUUCCUCUAUCUCGUGCCCCUCCUUCCUCUGUUGUACCUACAGGAGAAGUAGAUAGAAAUUUGGCCUCUAAUCUAUACACUUCUCUUCAGCCGCCUCUUCCUGUAUCAGUUGCGCCUAGAAAUCUUCAAACUCCAUCGAAACUCCCAACAACUCAGACCAACUCGAGCGAAGGGUCUCGUGUAAUCACAACAAACAGUGUUCCGGAAAAGGUUUCAGAAAAGGAAACAUGGCGUGCUGAUGAUUUUACUGAUAUUGAUCUAAAGAAAAAGAAUAGAGAAACCAUCGACGAGUGUCCAAUUUGCUUAGAAGAAUAUGAUUUUGACAACCCGAAGUUGCUCACUAAAUGUGGCCACGAUUUUCAUCUCGCGUGCAUCCUUGAAUGGAUGGAAAGAAGCGAGGCUUGUCCAGUCUGUGACAAGGAAUUGGUACUCACUGAGUCAUAAUCAAGACAAAGAAAGGUACAGAAGAUUUGAUUAGGUGGCAUUAGGUGAUAGUGUGGUGGUAUAUGGUGAAACAUUGUUUGCUCUAUUUCAUUCAUCAUUUAUGAAGUUUCCUUUUGAUUGUUUUUUUUAUCUUCUUACCAAUCUUUGGAUUAUUCACAUCAGACAAAAGAUACAGAAGAAGACAUUAGCAUGUAGACAGAAAUUACAUUUUGAUUGUUUAAUAUACUUUGAAAAAUUCUUGAUU